AUGGUGGAUGAGAUGGUAUCAAGAGAUCCCAUCGACGAACCACCAGCAUACCUUAGAGUCACCAAGAUGCCUCCACUGCCACAAUAUGACAGGAAGGACGAUUUUGAUGCAUUUGAGGUCUGGCUACAGAAAUUGCUGGAAUACUUCAAGACUCUCCGCAUCACUGGCGAUGCCAUGGAUGCGGAUCACCUGUGGAUAUUGGGGCAAAGCCUUAAAGACGAUGCCGCCAACUGGUUCUUUCUGAAUGUGCAGUCACCGAACCGCGAAGACUCAGAACUGAUAGCAUCCGAGAAGUACGACAAGGCGACGUACAGCUUAUCACGUGGUGGCAUGAGCGAGCUAUACGAUAGGCUAUUACACCAUGCAGAUUGCAUGGUGCAAUACCCGAUGGAAUAUGCAUUCCGGAAGAGGUUUAUGGACGCGUUACCACUACCGAUGGUAGAAGUAAUGCAUCUAGCCCACCUACUAUCGCCUGAGAAACACACCAUCGAUACACUGUAUCGAUUGGCCUUGGCGAUCGAACAGGGCAACGGAUGGCUGGACCAAUACCGUACAUACAAGGACCGCCGACAGCCUCAGAAGACUGGGGACCAUACGGGGACCCGGAUUUCAAGUAAGGCCAUGUCAUUCCUCGUGCCGAUGAUAUCAUCUACGGGAGAUACACGAUCUAGCUACCACCCGCAAGGACAAGGACAAGGAGGGGCACACCCAGGACAUGCACAGCAGGCUGGUAAUGCUGGCCGUAGAAUGAUGAACCCACGCGACGGACAACGUCAUGGGGGUGGUCGUCCUACUACAAACCCGGCAGUCAUGGGAUUGAGACCACCAGCGAAUAACAAGGUGAUGAACGCAAAUGUCACUUGUUAUUCUUGCGGUGGCAAGGGCCACUUCUCGACAGACCCGAUGUGCCUGAACUACGAGGUCUUGAUCAAUGGGAUCAAGACCUAUACACUAUUCGACUCGGGGUGUACAACGGAUUCCAUUUCUCCGGAAAUGGCGUACAUCUCGAAGGCAGACCGAAUCGACCUGGACGACCAAAUAGGUCUCCAACUGGGCACCAAGGGAAGCAGGACGCGCAUCAAUUAUGGUGCACGACCCACAAUCUCCAUAGGCCCAGUAAAGGCACAACACUACCUAGACAUCGUCGAUAUCGAUAGAUACGACGCAGUACUAGGCACAGUGUUCAUGCAUAAAUAUGGUGUGGUCCUCGACUUCAAGAACCGCACCAUAUCGAUCCAACGGCAAAAAAUACCGACCUACGCAGAAGUGGACGAGGCCACAAUCAUUGCGAAUUGCAAGGAUAUGUUGCACUCACACUACCGCGUGCACAACAAUGACCCCGCAACGAGACCAAUGGCCGCAAAGCCACCCCAGUCUCGUGGUGCGAAACUGGGGAUAGUCCUAAGAGGGGAGGGGAAUGACGGAAAUGUCAAGGCGAAAGAAAAAUCAACCACGAGAAACAGGAAACAGCCCAAAAAGGACUGUUUCCCUGACAUCUCGGAGAAGUUCGCACCGACCAGACACUUGAUGGACGAACCACGACGGGACCAGUUCGAUGAAGAAAUUCGCACCAUGCUUGUAGAACCCUCAGACGCAACAGCAUCCGAGGAGAAACUACAAGAACGCCGAAAAGCCUGGAUUGAGAAGACGAGGGACAUAAUGUGUCCCCCGCCCCCAAUCCUUUCACCUUUCUUAUCGACUGCGAUUACCGAGAUGUGCCGACGCAAUGAAGCCAUUGCUCCUAACCAAGAUCCAAUGAUACCAGGACGCUGGCUGAAGAGUGGAAAAUUAUGGACAGUUGUCGAUGCGCGUAAACGCAACGACAACACCGUAAAGGAUGUAACUCCAUUCCCGGACCAGGACCAGAUAUGCAUGGACGUGCCUCGUGCCAAAUACUGGUCAAAAAUUGACUUGUCCGAUGCGUAUGAACAAAUAUAUGUGGCAGCGGAGGACGUCUGGAAAACAGUGUUCUCCACCCCAUAUGCGACAUUCCAAAGCCUCAUGAUGUUGAUAUUCCGUGACUGCAUCGGACGAUACGUUCACGUAUACCUCGACAACAUAUUCGUGUUCUCCGAUACAAUCGAAGAACACGAACGUCACCUGGAAAUCGUAUUCCGUAAGCUGAGGGAGGCAAAGCUCUACCUCAGCGAGACGAAGUGCGACCUAUAUUCACGGAGCAUGGACUGCCUAGGUCAUCUAAUCGAUGACCGAGGACUCCACACAGACUCAGACAAGAUGAGCCGUAUUCGCGAAUGGCGAAUACCUCGAUCUUACAAAGAAGUACAAUGCUUCCUAGGGCUCGUGAACUACCUAGGACACUUCAUGCCCGACGUGACGGCAUACACCUCGCCAUUGUCGGACAUGGCUCACAACGACCGAGCAUUCGUGUGGCGCCCAAUGCACACCAAAUGCUUUGAAAUGAUCAAAGCUUUGGCGUGCAAGGCACCCAUCCUGAAGCCAAUUGACCCACGUCAACCAGAACCCAUCUGGGUGAUAUCCGAUGCAUCGUUAUACGGUGUUGGAGCGAUGUAUGGACAGGGACCAGACUGGCAAACCUGUCACCCAGCUGGCUUCCUGUCGAAGAAAUUCACGAGUGUGCAACAUGCUUAUAAGACAUAUGAGCACGAGGCACUCACAAUACUGGAAGCUCUCCUCAAAUGGGAGGACAAACUACUUGGUCGACCGAUAGUGAUCGCGACUGACCAUCAGGCAUUGAAGUACUUCGAAGGCUACGUAGAAGGCGCGACCAAUAAGGUCGCGGACUGUCUAUCGAGGUACUACGAGAAUGACAACGUGGAUGAAUUUGCACCCAUCCAGGACUAUGUGAACACGGAUGUUCAUCUAGACCCUGAGUGGGAUGACCUACCCUCCAACCGUAUUGCUGAACUGUGCGCCGGAACGAUCCAGCGCUCAGUACAGCUGCCCAAGGAUGUGCAGGAGUCAAGGGAUCAGGAGGCCAGUAAAAUGGCCUCCCACCUGCCCCUGGUGACACCAACACCAGGCGCCAAGGACGAGGAUCCGACGAUAACCGAAUCACGUACCAAUGGACCUCCACUGAAGGCCUGUUUGGAACAGGAUACCCCGUUCCUGGCCGCAGUCCAAAAGGGCUAUGGUGAGGACCCAUUAUUUAGGAAGGUCAUUGAAUCCCCAACGGAAUUCAGUGCCUUCGUAAUCCGGGACAAGACAAUAUAUACAAAAAACUGCCAGGAUGAAGAAGUUAUCUGCAUCCCGAGGGUCCUGUACCAUCAUCGAAUGAUGACCGAGAUCAUCAUCGAUAGAGGGCACAUGACCAUAGGACACUACGGCCCACAGAAGACAUCGGAAUACAUCCGACGGUGGUUCUGGUGGCCUAGGAUUGGACGUGACAUUGAAAAAUUCUGCGUGACGUGCGGGGCCUGCCAAACGGCAAAGCCUCACAAUCACUUGCAAGCGGGACUACUUCAUUCCUUGCUGAUUCCACGGUUUCCAUGGAAUUCGAUAGCAAUCGACUUUGUCGGUCCGUUUCCGCGAUCAAAGGGAUAUGACUACCUAUGGGUAGUCAUAUGCCGCCUUACAUCAAUGGUACAUCUGGUCCCCGUGAAUAUGACGAGCAUGGCCUCGGACAUAGCUGAGCUCUAUGUCCGAGAAAUUGUGCGACUGCAUGGAAUGCCCGAGUCCAUCGUCUCAGACCGGGACUCGAAAUUCACGUCGAAAUUUUGGCAUGAACUACAUCAACUCCUGGGUGCGAAGCUACUCAUGUUGACGUCGUUCCAUCCGCAAACCGACGGGCUGUCUGAGCGGACCAUCCGAUCGGUAUCCCAAAUCCUACGGUCCAUCGUGUCUCCCAAUCAAUUAGAUUGGAUAAACAAGAUCCUGAUGGUUGAGUUCACGCUGAACUCAGCCACGAGCGCAACCACAGGAUUUGCCCCAUUCGAACUUAAUUAUGGAUACUUGCUGCAAAUGAUUAGAGGCCUGCAUGGAACCACGAAAUUCGUGGGCGUGCAGGAAUUUGCCCAACGAGCAUUGGCCAACCUCGAGAGGGUGCACGAUGCCAUCAUCGAGAGCCGUACACACCAAACGUUCCAAGCCAAUAAACUACGGCAGGAGGAGCCGGAGUUUACGACUGGAUCGAAGGUGUACCUAUCCACGCAGAACCUCGCACUACCUAAAGGCCAUGCGAGGAAGCUGAUGCCCAAAUUUAUCGGACCAUACGAGAUCACCGACGUUCAUGCGGCAACCUCUUAA
Sparassis crispa is the source of this 4224-nucleotide messenger RNA. Its product is annotated as Transposon Ty3-I Gag-Pol polyprotein. The record is from RefSeq and is a predicted model, not a curated record. NCBI's taxonomy places the organism in Eukaryota, Fungi, Basidiomycota, Agaricomycetes, Polyporales, Sparassidaceae. The transcript has 9 exons. Bases 1 to 4224 code for a protein of 1407 amino acids. Gene Ontology annotation, molecular function: nucleic acid binding. Gene Ontology annotation, biological process: DNA integration.